AUGGUUAAGGACGCUAUUGUCAUGCAGUCCUCGGGUGAGCACAAGGCUACUGUUAUUUUCUCCCAUGGCUUGGGCGACUCUGGCCAUGGUAUGGCUUUGCCUGACCGUCUCACCGUUGUUGAAACAGUUGAUAUCGGGUCUGUGGUGCCCUCGCCUGAAUUUGGGGAUUUAUUUGGGGCUGUGGUGUGGUUUGGCCCAAUGUCUC
Molecule: messenger RNA, 205 nt
Organism: Sphaeroforma arctica JP610
Lineage: Eukaryota; Ichthyosporea; Ichthyophonida
Exons: 1
Molecular function (GO): hydrolase activity
Source: RefSeq, a predicted model, not a curated record